This is a messenger RNA of Kwoniella botswanensis, 1176 nucleotides long. Its product is annotated as protein disulfide-isomerase domain. Gene Ontology annotation, molecular function: protein-disulfide reductase activity. Lineage: Eukaryota; Fungi; Basidiomycota; Tremellomycetes; Tremellales; Cryptococcaceae. Gene Ontology annotation, cellular component: endoplasmic reticulum lumen. The transcript has 5 exons. The record is from RefSeq and is a predicted model, not a curated record. Gene Ontology annotation, biological process: response to endoplasmic reticulum stress. The coding region runs from base 1 to 1176 and encodes 391 amino acids.
AUGCGUCUCAACACACCCUUGGUCCUGGCCGCGGCCCUCCUACCCUUUGCACAAGCAGGGAUGUACGGUCAGCCAGUAUUGAACCUCGAUGCGAAAUCAUUCAAGCAGGCCAUGUCAACCGAGCAUGCAGCGAUGGUAGCAUUCGUUGCACCAUGGUGUGGACAUUGUAAAGCCCUCGGACCAGAGUACACCUCUGCCGCUCAAUCCCUCUCACCCCUCAUCCCAUUCUACGCUGUUGACUGUGACGAUCAGAAGAACAAAGGUCUAUGUGCGGAAUAUCAGAUCCAGGGCUUCCCAACUAUCAAGGCUUUCCCCAGAGCUGGAAAGGGAGCUGCAAGGGAUUAUCAAGGUGAAAGAAAGAAAGGUGCUUUGAUAGAAUAUGCAAAAUCCUUGGUACCGGACAGAGUGAAGAAAUUGAAAAUGGAUAGUAAAGGUGGGAAUGAAGAUAGGAUUAUACAAACUUUCUUGGAAGAGAAACCCACUUUACCACAUGUAUUACUUAUACAUCCUUCCGCACCUUCAAUACCGUUCUUGUGGAAAGUUCUAGCUCACAGAUUAUCAGGCAAAAUGCACCUCGGUUUUGUCCGUGAUACCACUUCCCAUUCUUUGAUCUCGUCACUCGGUAUAUACGACUCGGCAGAUACUACGAAAGACGCCACUAGAGUCGUAUCAUGGCCUGCUGAGGCCACGUCCAAGGAGGGCUUGACAGAGUACGAAGGAGCAAUGAAAUUCAACGCAUUACUCGAAUGGUUACAGUUCCAACUUACCGGUGAGACUUCCACGACGAACGAUUCGGAGAAAGUCCAGCGGAAACCAGUCAAGAUACCUGAACCUAUCACCUCUGCGUACGACUCUGAACCUGAACCUGCGGAAGAACGUUCAGUGAAGAGCGAAGCUGCUGCCAGGAGGGCGAAAUUGGACGAAGCUGAACGAAGAGAUAGAGAGAGAAGGGAAAGGGCAGCUGCGAAGAAAGCUGCCGAACAAGCAUCAGAACACGGAAGUGGGACUGUUGAUGAUGCUCCAGAUGCUAUUCCCCAAGAGGCAGUGGAUGCUCAGCAGGUGACUGGAGCAGAAGCGUUCAAAGAGGAAGCUGCUGAACCUGUUCCGGAGCAGACGGCAGAAUUGCAAGAUGAGGAAACGGUAGAGAAGACUGCUAUACCUCAUGAGGAGCUGUAG